Messenger RNA from Cuscuta epithymum, 1157 nucleotides. The record is from the annotation of a GenBank genome assembly. Lineage: Eukaryota; Viridiplantae; Streptophyta; Magnoliopsida; Solanales; Convolvulaceae.
GGGAGAUAUGUGAUCCAAACUACCUUAGAUUCAAUGAAAAUGAACAUUUUCCCCCAGUAUUGGAAUGUUUUUAUUGUGUAUUCUGUUUUCCUACUCCCAGCAUUUUGUCACUCCCAACGAAACUUCUCUUCAAAAGCAACUUAUUACAGGACAAAUGACGAAAUGGGAAACCCAAGUGGAGCAUGUGGGUAUGGAGAAUAUGGAAGAACCAGCAACAACGGCGAGGUUUGUGCAGUCUCUAGUCGGCUUUUCAAGAAUGGCGCUGGUUGCGGUGCUUGCUAUCAGGUAAGGUGCAAAAACAAUGGACUGUGCAGUCGAGAUGGAGAGAAUGUAAUGGCAACUGAUUAUACAGAAGGGCGGAACGACAUAGACUUCAUCCUCAACCACCGCACCUAUGAGAGGCUAGCCAAGCAGCCGAGGAUGGCCGACAUCUUAACAGAGAAAGGUGUUUUAGACGUCGAAUAUCGUCGAGUUCCUUGCACAACAGAAGGCAAUCUCACAGUGAAGGUCCACGAGAAUAGCCAAUACCCUCACUACCUGUCUCUUGUCCCUACCAAUCAAGGUGGUGCUAGUGACAUAUUUGCUGUUGAGGUCUCUGAGGAAGAGACAGAUGAGUGGGUAUCAAUGAGGAGAGUGUAUGGUGCAGUAUGGGACUUGCCGAACCCACCGAGCGGAGAACUAAAGGUGAGAUUUCUAGUAAACAAAGGGACGGAUGCGAAAUGGUUCGAGUCGGAUACGACCGUGAUUCCGGUGGAAUGGAAAGCUGGGAUUACCAUUGACACCAGCAUUCGAGUUUACUAACUAUGUACGUAGUAAUUUAUUGAUGCAUGCAUGGACAUGAAUCAAUGCAUGUCUGUUCUACAAUCACUUAUUAAUUACCUAUGAUCGAUACACUUGAGUCGAUAGCUUUAACUAUUAACAUAUCAUGUUACUCCGUAUGAUUUAUUUAAUCUACCUGCAUCAGUUAUUUCGCAUUGGUUGUAAUCAGGGGCGUCUUAAUUAUAGGGGCCAGGACAGAAGUUUGGGGUGGACUGAUAUAAAUAACGUAUGUUAAAUGAAAGUCAUCUUUUGUAUGAGAUAAUCAACCAUGUAAUGUAAUGAGCAUUACAUGUUGAUUUGAUUACCAUGUUUGGUAUGUCAUUUUAUUUUAAAUCGGG